Tyto alba (common barn owl) is the source of this 3019-nucleotide messenger RNA. RefSeq names its product phorbol-12-myristate-13-acetate-induced protein 1 (gene PMAIP1). Bases 185 to 349 code for a protein of 54 amino acids. Lineage: Eukaryota; Metazoa; Chordata; Aves; Strigiformes; Tytonidae. The record is from RefSeq and is a predicted model, not a curated record. The transcript is spliced from 2 exons. Gene Ontology annotation, biological process: apoptotic process; DNA damage response; release of cytochrome c from mitochondria.
GCCGAGCCAUACCGUACCGAGCCAUACCGUACCGAGCCAUACCGUACCGAGCCAUACGGUACCGAGACAUACCGUACCGAGCCAUACGGUACCGAGCCAUACGGUACCGAGCCAUACGGUACCGAGCCAUACCGCACCGUGCCAUACCGCCCCGCACCGCGCCGUGCCGUGCCCCACCGCCGCGAUGAUGCCGGGCAGGACGCUGAGGAAGGCCGCGCCGCCCGCCGCUCCCGCAGAGCGGGAGGCGGUGGCGGAGUGCGCCCUGCAGCUGCGCAGGAUCGGCGACAAGUGGGACCUGCGGCAGAAGAUCCUGAACCUCCUCACAAAGCUGUUCUGCCCGGAAAGGUGAGCUCCCCUCGGACACGGCGCGCCGGAAAGUGGGGGAAGACCUUGGCUUUGUGGAUUUGGAACCAGGGACUUCACUGACACUGGGAGAUGAAGAAAGCUCUUUGCGUUGUAUUUUGCUGCCUUUAGCUGCUGAACGAUGGCUGUCGCAACAUGAUUUCUCUGAAGAAUGUUACAGCAAUAUUGGGAUAUGAAUGCCAGGUGGAAAAAAAAGAUAGCGAUGGGGAGACUUGGGGCAAGACAGAACUUGCCGUUCAGUCUGAUGUGAGAAUACUUAGAGGAGCCUGGUUUCCCCAGGCACACGCCGGUCCUCCUGUCCCACAUCUAUGUUCCACCAAGGAGCUUGGACCACCUUUGGGAAGGAGGCGAAAAAAGUGUCAGUGUCUUGGAACUCGGGAUUGCACAUCACAAGGCGAAAGCCAGUUGCUCAGUUUCUGAAUGCUCUUGUUUUCUAAAGCAUGAAUUCUGCUAGACAGGGAUUUGGUGGUGGGAUUAUUUAAUUUGUUAAAUAAACCAGUAUCUUUACUGAAAGGUUAUUUGUUACAUGAUGAUGCUUUGUGGACUAAAAUUUACAGUUCUAUGGAUUAACUAGAUGUUGCAUAGUUCUAGUCUAUAUUUUUUAUAUAUAUGUAUAUAUUUGUAUAUAUAUAACAUAUAUAUAUAAAAAAUAUAAGUAUGUGCACCCUGUGUGUAUGAAAUGAUUAUUUCACAUAACUAUUAAUUGAAUGCUACUUGUUAGGGUCAAAAAAUAGUAUGAAAAAAUGUUCAAAACAUGACACGAAAAUACAUUAUAUUAAAUAGAAGUAAGCAUGAUGUCCUGUGAUAAUAAAUACAUCAUGCAACACAGAGGGGAGCAUACUUUAGCAUAGCAUUACAUAAGACAUAUUGAGGUAUGUGUGUUUGGUGGAAGGAUACUUUCAACAUUACAAAGAUUUUCUUGAGAACUGUACAAUACUGCUCUGUCUUUAUAAGUAACAAAAUAAUGCUUCAAUAGAAGUAGAUCUUAAAGUUGAAUCCAAGUUGAAUCUCAAUUUUUCUUGAGAAUAUUAUUUAUUCAAAGAAAGAAACUACCUCUCUUUGAAGAAAUAAUACCAAUAGAACUAAAUGUUAUGGUUCAUACAAGAAAGUAGCCUUCGAUUUCUGAAUGUUUAACUAUGCUUACAAGUGAAGGUUCUUCUCUUGUACUUUAUUUCCAUUUCAUUUCAUGGCAACCUCAUUUCAGUUCUGGAAUGAUGAAGCCACUGUAGCACAUCCAGGGGAUAUUGAUGCAUUAUGCCUGUCUCACUGAGGGGUUAUUACGCUUGGCUGGCUUUGGAGGAGCUGAAUUAAGCUGGUUGCCAUCAAGGUAAACAGUAACUCUGCUAGUCAAUGCAUGCCAGACAUGAUCCUAAGCAGUAUUUUUUGGUGGGUGCAAGCUAGCAAGAAAAUGGUUGAAGCUUAUCGUGUUUUGUAGGUACCUCUUAGGUCAAUGGUCAGAGUUCUUUCUCUUAACUAACCUUGUAUAUAAGUACAUUUGCAUUGUAUGAGGUCUGCUCAAAUUAUGGGGUUUUUUCCUGCCUUGUAGUGAAUUCUUGUUUGUAUGUGUAAUUAAUUUUUCAGUUAGCUCUUCUGAAACUACCUUUGCAAAAUUGUCAUUACAUAGCUCCGGACACUCUGUCACAACCAAUGGUGUAUGGCUGUUGCUUCUUGUCACUGAUCGCACUAAGCAGAAGACGAUUUUGCCUGCUUUCUGCAUGGAGGACUUAACCCCAUCCUGGUGAUGUUACUGGGAGAUUUGCCAUUGGCUUGAGCCACACGCACAGUUCCCUCCUCCUCGAAGCCAGCUAAUACCUUUUCAGUGAGACCAUAAUGUUUCAAGAAUAGUUGUUAUUUGUCUUGUACUGCAAAGUAAUGUGCUUUGCUGACAUGUACAGAGGUUGUUUUUUCUGAUACUAAAAAGUAAAUGCAAAGAGUUUCUCUUUGGCUGAACACCAGCUCCCAGGCUAGCGCUGCGUGCAGCUCAGCAAAGCUGAUCAUCAGAAGGCAGCUCCUACUUCAGAAGAAGGGCUCCUGAUGUACGUCCUGGGCUUGGUGGAAUCUUGGGAGUCUUCAUCAAGGACACUAAAUAAUUAUCGUGCCUGUCUGGGACUCUCAGGAAAAUUCAGCAUUAGCAUUCACAUUAGUAACUGAAGUGUAUUUGAAUAAAAGUGUUCUGCUCAAUGUAUGAUGCUUUGAAAUUCAAUAGGAAAUGAGGUGCAGACUUCAUAGAGCCUGCCCAAUUCUUCAGGCUGUAGCACACAUGACUGUUAUGAAAAGAAGUAUCACCAUAAAUGCAUUGUCAUGGGGAUAUCUAAGUAUGAUAGCAGUAUUUUUCUGUCUAGAUCUGCAAAGACUAUUUUGCUUUUUUGGUUUACGUUUCUCUGAGCUUUGUCGAGAGUGCUAGCAUUCACUGGGACCUCAGGAAAAACGACCUAGAUCCAAGUGGUCAGGUCCAGUGCCAGUAUAUGGGCAAGCACUAGCUGAUGCCCUCCAUAGGAUUCCGUUUGCUACUUCUGCAAAGGAUCUGCUAUAUGACUGUAUCAACACAAAUUUGUUCUUCUUAAGGCCUACUCUGGUUAUGGGCCAGAUGUUUUGCCAUGUAUGUAUGUCUUGAAUUCUUGCUGACAUAAUAAACACAAAGUGUUUGCGAGAAAAA